UUUCAACACUUCCUUGGCGUCCGCGUCAGUGGUGUGUCGAUUCCGGGCCGAUUCGGAGGUGCCUCCCCGAAUGUGAAAGAAGGCUCCCCUUUCGGGCGCGUCCGUGUCUGUGUGUGUGAUGGCGUCAGGACGUCGUCAGCUUCUGUCAUUCCUGGGGCCACUGUUGUUGAUUUGCGGGGCCCAAAAUGUGGCCCCGAUGAUGCAGCUCCGCUUCCCGUUCAGCCACACCAACUUCAGUCUCAGUCUCUACAAGGCAGCCUUCAAGCCGGAGCAGAAUGUGAUCGUGGCACCGUUUACGCUCCAGAACUCGAUCGCGAUGCUGUACUCGAUCGCGAGCGGUGCUUCGCGCGAACGGCUGCGGGAAGUGUUUGCGCUUCCGGCCAACUUCAGUGAGUUUCUGGCGGAGCAGAAGGAACUGCACUACACGCUGAGCGAAGGAUCGGAGGGCUUCCGGAUGAAGAACCGCAUCAUCGUGAACGGGUUCCGCGAGGUGGACUCCCGGAUGCGGGACAUUAUGGCCGAGGACCUGAACACGCUGCUCAUGUAUCUGGACUUUUCGCAACGUGAGAGUGUCCUGCGGAGGGCUAACCACUUUCUGAAUGUGCGCACGAAUGGCCUCAUCCGGGAUACGCUGUUCCUGGGGGACGUUCCGAAGCACCUGCAGUUGAUCCAGCUGAGUGCGGGGCUGUGCCGACCUCCGUUCGCCAGUGGGUUCGACGCCCGGGACACCUUUGCCCGAGACUUUCGAUCCGGGUGGAUCGAGAAACUGUACCAAACGACCACCAUGUACAAGGAGGGUGACUUUCGGUUCGCACGCAUCCCGGAGCUGGAGAUCGAAGUGCUGGAGUUGCCGUUCCAGGCGCGCAGUGAUUCGAGCAUGUGGAUUAUGCUGCCGGACCGGGAUGCUGGACUGGAACGGAUCGUGAAAAUCCUGGAGCCGGAACACUUUGACGCGAUCCACGCCCAUUUCAGCAGCAAACGGGCUAGCAUCGUGGUGCCAGUGUUUUCGAUCAAGACGGAGUUUAAUGCGACCGAUUUUCUUCGCGACACGAUCGGACUCGAACCGUUGUUUCGAUUGCGUGAGCUGCGAUUCUUUAGUGACCAGGACUCGGGGCUGGAUAGUGUGAUGCACCGGGCAGCGAUCAGUGUUCACGAACGUACGGCCGAUGCCGGUGGCGUAGCGGCGGUCCACAGUUUCAGCAAACGCAGCACCGCCAGCUACCAGUUCUACGUGGGCCGGUCGUUUCUGUUCGCCAUCCUGAAGCGCUCCUCGAAGCAGAUCCUGUUCAUUGGUCAUCUGUACCGGCCGCACGAUUUGGUCGAAGUAUGAAGCGUAGUGCCCUAAGUGUCAUUCCUUGAUGUGGCUGCCAACAGUGUGAAUUUAAAGACCCGAAAGAUUCCGAGUUGAUCCGAAAUAAAACAUUUUAAAGCGCGGACCGGAUUUCGGAAGUUCGCCGAGAAGUUCGCGCCAGUUCGUUCGCCCGCGAACUGACUUCACCAUCAGAUGCUAUCGUUUGUCGAGUAAAUUUCAGUGCAAUCACUUCCAAAUACUUUCCAAAUCUCGCUCCGUCUUUCUCGUAGCUUGUCGGUUGAAGAGCUAUCGAACUUUGUUCCUGCCCGAGAGCCCAAGGGAGCAUAUUUUCUGUUUCUAACGUUGCACGGGCAAAGAAAAGGUGAACGUCAGUGCACCACGUUGGAGCUGUCUCUGCCAUUUCAACUAUGGAAUCCAGGAUUACGACUCCAGCGCAAAAGUUCGGCGCGUCUUAUCGGCGUUCCUGCUGCCAGCAUGCAGUCGGAAUCGGAAAAGUGCACACGCGACCACGCGUGGCUGCACAAUCGAAACGCCCUUAUUUGUCAGAACCAGUCAGAUUCGGCGAACGAAAUCGAUUUUGCAGUGCAGCAACCAUCCUAUCCAUGUUCCAGGACCCUCCGGCAAGCCCUGAGAGAGGCCAUUUUCGUUCCCGUUAUGAAAUGUAAAUCCGUGCAGAUUGAGCGGUUUUGCGAUUCGAUGCCGAUGUCCGAAGCGUUCUGAAAUGCGACGGGGAAAUUCAAUUCCGCAACACACAAAUGGAGACGAAUUUCGACGGAAAACUAUUAUCCCUUCGUGAUUGGCGUUUAAAUGGGGCCCUUCGGUGGGAAAAAAGAAACGGUGAUGAUGAAUAUUGAUGCCUACAAAUGGCGCGGCGCACUGAUUUGAUUUGCCCUCGGUUCGCGGUCCUUCUUGGAAUGACCAUCGCUCUCCAAAAGAGCGACUCGACCCGAGGACGGAUUUGGGUAAAAUAAACUGAUUUGCAGGUGACUUAUUAAUGCUGUAAGCAAAACAGAGGUCUGUUAGCUGAGAAAAAAACAAAUCAUUAAAUCACGGCUCACAACCGAAAUGCGGUGCCCAUCUCACUGAAAGUAAGAACGAAUUCCAUUCGCCGCCUAAAAGUUUUACAUUUUUCACGCCCUUCGAAGUAGAAAGGCAAAGUUUUCAUCUUCAACACAAAAGAUGCUCGCCUCGGUACGCCACUCGAAACAUUGCGGGAAGAAUGUGGAACCAACCCACUGUGUU
Anopheles bellator is the source of this 2554-nucleotide messenger RNA. RefSeq names its product neuroserpin-like. The transcript is spliced from 2 exons. Gene Ontology annotation, molecular function: serine-type endopeptidase inhibitor activity. NCBI's taxonomy places the organism in Eukaryota, Metazoa, Arthropoda, Insecta, Diptera, Culicidae. The coding region runs from base 119 to 1330 and encodes 403 amino acids. The record is from RefSeq and is a predicted model, not a curated record.